This is a messenger RNA of Dermatophagoides pteronyssinus (European house dust mite), 2646 nucleotides long. RefSeq names its product monolysocardiolipin acyltransferase Mtpalpha (gene Mtpalpha). The record is from RefSeq and is a predicted model, not a curated record. Lineage: Eukaryota; Metazoa; Arthropoda; Arachnida; Sarcoptiformes; Pyroglyphidae. Gene Ontology annotation, biological process: fatty acid beta-oxidation. Gene Ontology annotation, cellular component: mitochondrion; mitochondrial fatty acid beta-oxidation multienzyme complex. Gene Ontology annotation, molecular function: enoyl-CoA hydratase activity; NAD+ binding; long-chain (3S)-3-hydroxyacyl-CoA dehydrogenase (NAD+) activity.
AAAAGACGAACCAAUUACAUUUUCUUUUUUUUAAAAAUCGUUUUUGAUUUAGUCUUUGUCGAAAAAUAUUUUUCUGUUGAUUGGAUUCAUCUAUUUUUUUGGCCAAUUUAAACAAUCCUUUUAAGAAAUACGAACAAGAAAAUGUUGAUACAUCAUUUACAUCGAACAGGACGAUCAUUAGGUCGCCGGUCAUUGUCGAUCCUAUUACAACAACAACAACAACAACAAUUAAUUUCAAAUCGAUCUAUACAUAAUAAUCGAAUCUUUACACAAUCAUCAUCAAUUUUCCAAAAUGUACAACGACAAGCCGAUAAUGUUGUUCAAAUUGGCCAUCAACAUAAACGAUCUUUGGCUACGGCGGUUACGAAAAUGGAUUAUCUAAAUUAUUCCAUGACUGAUGAUGGAAUACUUAUCAUACGAUUGGAUGAACCAAAUUCCAAAGUCAAUAGUCUUGGUGAAGGAUUAAUGAAUGAUGCUGUCAAAUUAUUUAAUGAAAUUUUUCGAGGUGGAAUAACAACUAGAGGAAUUGUAUUGAUGUCAGCUAAAACAGAUUGUUUUGUUGCUGGUGCUGAUAUUAAAAUGUUGGAAAAAGUUAAAUCACAGGCCGAAGCCGAAGAUCUUGUACGUAAAGGACAUGAAUUUUUUAAUCAAAUAGAAGAAAGUCCGAUACCUAUUGUGGCAGCCAUUCAAGGAACUUGUAUGGGCGGUGGAUUAGAAUUGGCACUUGCAUGUCAUUAUCGUAUUGCUGUCAAUAAUAGUAAAACUGUAUUCUCAUUACCUGAAGUGAUGUUGGGCUUGUUGCCCGGUGGUGGUGGAACACAACGUGUACCACGGUUGAUUAACGUACCUGAUGCUCUACAAAUGAUGUUAAUGGCUAAAAACAUCAAGCCAAAAAAAGCCAAAUCACAAGGCCUGAUCGAUAUGUUGGUCGAUCCAUUAGGCCCAGGAGCCGAUUCACCUGAUAAACUCACAUUGGCUUAUCUGGAAGAAGUUGCCACUGGAAUUUGUCGACAAUUAGCUAACAAAGAGAUGAAAAUUGAACGCAAAAGACCAUUACAAGAACGUCUAUUUCGUGAAGCAAUGAAAGUCGGAUUUCUUCGUGAUAAAGUAUUGGGCAAAGCUCGUGAAAUGGUCAUGAAGCAAACAAAAGGCCUUUAUCCGGCACCAUUGAAAAUAAUCGAUUGUGUUGAUGCAGCUUUGACAAAACCAUUAGAUGAAGGACUUCGAUUCGAAGCAAAAUGUUUUGCUGAACUAACACAAACAACACAUAAUAAGGCUUUGAUUGGAUUGUUUUUCGGUCAAACCUUAUGUAAAAAGAAUCGUUUUGGAGCACCACAAAAACCAGCCGAGACAGUAGCCGUUUUGGGAGCUGGUUUAAUGGGUGCUGGCAUUGCUCAAGUCACUGCUGAUAAAGGUAUCACCACUUUAUUGAAAGAUACGUCUGAACAAGGUUUGCUUCGUGGUCAACAACAAAUUAUGCAAGCCUGGGAUACAAAAUAUAAACGUAAACAAAUUGAUUUGCUUACACGUGAAAUUUGGAUGUCGAAAUUGAUUCCUACAUUGGAUUAUGAUCAAUUCAAGAAAGUCGAUUUGGUCAUUGAAGCUGUGUUUGAAGAUCUUAAGGUCAAACACAAAGUCAUUCAAGAAGUUGAAGCAGUUACCCGUGAUGAUUGUGUGUUUGCAUCGAACACAUCAGCUCUUCCUAUUACAGAUAUUGCCAAGGGAAGUAAACGACCUGAACAGGUGAUUGGCAUGCAUUAUUUUUCUCCUGUAGACAAAAUGCAACUAUUAGAGGUCAUUACGACUGAUAAGACUUCCAAGGAAACUGUAGCCAAAGCCAUUGAUUUGGGUUUGAAACAAAAAAAGGUUGUCAUCACUGUUAAAGAUUGUCCCGGAUUUUACACUGUUCGAUGUUUGGGUCCAGUCAUGUCAGAAUUUUUAUUAUUAUUGCAAGAAGGUGUUUCACCUAAAGAAUUAGAUGAAAUUACAGCUAAUUUCGGUUUCCCAGUUGGUGGUGCUACAUUGACCGAUGAAGUUGGUAUUGAUGUUGCCGCUCAUGUUGCUUCAUAUUUAUCAUCAGUCUUCCCUGAACGUAUGUCCGGUGGUGAUCCUCGUUUGAUCCAGGAACUUGUUGCUAAAGGCUUCUUGGGUCGUAAAGCAGGCAAAGGAUUGUACAUUUAUGAUACUAAAAAAAGUAAAGGAAAAGGUCGUGAAAUGAAUCCUGGAGCAUUGGAAGUGAUCAAAAAAUUCAGUGUUGAACCGAAAUUAAAAUGUACACAAGACGACUAUCAACAACGUUUGGCUUUCCGUUUCACUAAUGAAGCCAUAAUGUGCCUUCAAGAAGGCAUCCUCGAUAAUCCGCUUGAAGGUGAUAUUGGAGCCGUAUUCGGUUUGGGUUUCCCUCCAUUCCACGGUGGACCAUUCCGUUUCACUGAUACAUAUGGCGCCCAACGUGUUGUCGAUGUUGGACAUCGUUUUACUGAAAUCUAUGGCCCACAAUAUAAACCAUGUCAAUUAUUGUUGGAUCAUGCCAAGAAUGGUACCAAAUUUCAUAAACCCAAUGUUUAAACAGGCAAAUGAAACACUGAUGAGGACUGCCGUUUUUCACCGAAUGCAAAACGAAAUGAGCAAUCCAUAAAUGAUUCG